Pelodiscus sinensis (Chinese soft-shelled turtle) is the source of this 3470-nucleotide messenger RNA. The record is from RefSeq and is a predicted model, not a curated record. Lineage: Eukaryota; Metazoa; Chordata; Testudines; Trionychidae.
AGAGAGCAAGCAGGCAUUUAGAGUGCGGUGUAAACCAGGAUAUUCUUUUACAGGUCACAUAAUAUUGAGUACUAGUGAACUUCAUGCAAAAACUUACCUCAGUGCUGCAAAGUCUAGUCUCUAAUUCACCGCAAAAAACUGGAUUUAAGACCUCCAUGAAACAGGUUUAAAAUGAAUCACCUGCUAAAGUAAUACUGACGCAAUAAAGACUUCAAGUGAAGAUUUCUCACCCAUAAUCAAGGCAUCAGAUUCACCAUGUCUUACCACUAUAAUGAAGCUUUUGAAGACCCAGAUUAUUACUAUUCAGAGACAUUGGAGAUUGACAAUAGAGAGGGGUUUCACCAACCCUUUCAUGAUUCCUCACCGUAUGAUGACUCCUUGUACGAUUCCUAUGAAGGUCACAGAGAAAGAGGACAGAGAAACCAGGAUUAUCCUAUGGCUAUACCGAUGACCUCAAUGCAGCCCAACUUCCAAUACAGCCACAGUUCAUCAAGGCUGGGUGUGCCCAGCAUGAAUCCACAUGGAAGUGUACAUAGUAAUCCUUCCUUUGAGUAUGAGACCGAGGCAGACUACACAUCUCCCCCUAUCUUCCAUGCCAUGGAUGAUCCUCAUGUACGCAGAUCUUCUGAUUUGUCUGAUGAAGAAGCAAAGUUGAUCAAAAACCUUGCAAACAUGUCCAGCAAAGAGAGAAUGAAAGCAAUCCAGAAGACACCAAAGACCAUGAAAGAAAAGAGAGAGAUCAGGAAUAAAGUUCUCGUGGAGAAAAUGAAGAAAUCAGGGAGCUACACUACUCAGAUUAACUGUUGUACACAGUGUCUCUACAAAACAUCAUUGUCCUAUCGGCGAUUUAAAAAUGUCCUGUCAGGAUUUUUGUCCUCAUUGCAACUGUGGCAGAAGACUCUGAAAGUCAUCGGUGGCAAGUUUGGGACCAGUGUUCUUUCCUAUUUUGUUUUUCUGAAGUGGUUACUGACUUUCAACAUCUUCUCGUUCCUUGUGAACUUCAGCUUUAUAACAAUCCCACAGCUUAUAGCACCAGGACCAAAUAACCUUUCGUUCAACGGUCAGGAGCUUCUCACUGGGGCUGGUUAUUUUAGAAAAACUGUGCUCUACUACGGUUUUUAUACCAACUCUACAAUCACAAACAACUCUUCCUAUAACAUGCAGCUGGCCUACAUUUUCACUAUUGGGAUUUAUUUCAUCAUCUGCUUCUUUAGCUUGGUGUACAGCAUGGCUGAGUCCUUCCGUAAGAACUUCAUUAAUCCCCAGAUGUACUCUGGAAGUGCUGCCAAGCUUCUCUGCAUCUGGGACUUCAAUAUAACCAAUGAGAAACCUGUGAAACUGAAGCAAAGCAACCUCAGUACGCAAAUAAAGGAAUCCCUGUCUGAAGUGACCUUUGAGGUACUGCACCUCUCACUGAAGCAGAAACUUGCUCGUAUUGCUGUUCAUCUGAUUGUUUGGGUGGCUUCCUUAGGAACAACAGCUGCUUGUUGUGCCGGUGUUUACUUCCUCUCAAGAAAUAACCUACGGCCUUUGGAAGGUAAAAGUGAGCUGGAAAAUGAGGCUGCUGCCCUAGUGCUGCCCGUUGUUGUGUCUCUGCUCAACCUCUGCAUCCCCUUCUGCUUUGCCUUGUUUGGACUCUUAGAGAAAUUCCAGUAUCCCAGACAUCAGCUCUACGUCACUGUUAUCAGAAAUAUUUUUCUGAAAAUAUCAAUAAUUGGAAUCCUCUGCUACUAUUGGCUUAACGAUGUGGCGACAUCAGAAAAAGAGUGCUGGGAAAAUAUCAUUGGCCAAGAUAUCUACCGUCUCAUUGUGGUUGACUUCAUAUUUUGUUUGCUUGGAUCUUUCUUUGGAGAAUUUGUACGAAGAAUCAUUGGAACUAAAUGUUGCAAAAAGCUUGGAGUGCCAGAAUUUGAUAUUGCACGAAAUGUUUUAGACUUGAUCUACACACAGACUUUGGCCUGGAUUGGCAUCUUCUUUGCACCUUUAAUGCCAGCCAUGCAGAUUAUAUCAUUUUUUAUAAUAUUUUGUGUAAAAAAGGUCAGUCUGAUGAGGAACUGUCAGCCACCUCGCAAAGUCUGGAGAGCUUCUCAGAUGACAACACUCUUCAUUUUUCUGCUGUUUUUCCCUUCCUUUUCUGGAGUCCUGUCUGUAAUGGCAGUCACUAUCUGGAGGCGGACGCCUUCAAAACAGUGUGGCCCCUUCCAAGGCUUGCCCUCCGUAAUUGAUGCCGUUUCUGGGUGGAUACACACAUUGGACAGCUAUUCUGGCUCAAAAUGGGUGGGGUGGAUUUAUCGCAACUUAAUUGGGAGCGUGCAUUUCUUCUUCAUCCUCACCAUCAUCGUCCUAAUUAUCACAUAUCUUUACUGGCAGAUAAUAGAAGGGAGAAAGAUAAUGGUCAAAUUGCUGCGUGAGCAAAUUGUUAACGAAGGAAAGGAUAAAAUGUUUUUACUUAAUAAACUACAGCAUCUGCAAACAUCGAAACGAGAUGCACCAGAAGAACAAGUGGUCAGUGCAAAGAGUCCCCUUUCUUCCAACGUCACAUCCCACAAAGCCACCAAAAAGAAAGGGAAGAAAGCUAAAAAAAUAGUAAAAACACAAACAAAGGAAAAGAGCCCAAAGACAAAAAGAAGAAAAUAAACUUUUUAUCUCAGGAAGCUCCGUGCAUCCAGAUUCUCAAGUAGCAUAGCCAGAGCAGGCUACUUACUACAGCUUUCAGCAAAGCUGCCCACACUCUGAUAUCUUUCCUCUACAAUGCACAGUGCUCUUCUCUUCCACUUAAUUAUUUUGUAUCAAACGCAAUAAAAGAGUUUUGUAGUAACCGAUGAAUGGUCAGUGUAAUGCUACAGGGCCAAGUAUGCCAAUCGAACAAUGAGAGGCAGACCACCAGAAUAUCAGAGUGGUAAGAGCAAGGAACUGGGGGCUGAGAUCCAAAUUGUAUUUCUUACUGGCUGGGUGGCUUUGGGCAACUAAUUUACAUCCACCCCUCAGUUUUCCUAUCUGAAAAUUGGGAGUUAUGAGAUUCACCUGUCUUUGAGCUUAUUUAACAAAAGGCUUUGUGCCAUGCUUGCCAAAAAGCACUAGUGUUAUUUCUCAGUAUGUCCACAAGAUGGAGGAAGGAGCCACAUACAACUGAAUAACAGGCCUAAGCAGGUGUAUUCAUGUUGUCAAGUCAGAUGGAGGUACCUCUCCCUGCCCUAAUGAACUCUGAGCACUUCGGAGGUUGGGGUUAGAGUUUUAAAUUAACUUGUUAAACUUCAAACUUGUUUGAAGUCAACUGAUUAAAUUCAAUAAAGACAAGUGCAAAGUAUUACAGCUAGGAAGGAAAAAAUCUAUUAAUUCUAAAAUAAUCUAAAAAGUAAUUCAUUAGGUAACCCAGCUCUACUCCCAGGGAGCUGGUUGCUGCCCUGCACUGCAGGCUCUGAUACUGAGCCAGCAGCGUAGGUAGCGGUUGCCAGAUGGUUUCAACAAAA